GUGCUUGAUGAUCUCCCACUUUCUGUGUCUACAAACAAGAAGCUGUAUGUCUUCGAGGUGCCAGACCUGGGAUCCUUGGGGACGAGCGAAUCGGACUACAGCAACGUCGUGGUGAGAAUGUUUGAGAUGGCAACCAGUUCAUUGCAAGCGUCUGAUGCAAACAUUGCCUACUUUUCCACGGGAAAGCUAGGCACCCUGGUUGGCGGCUUGCUCAAUGUUGCUGACUUUCGCUGGCCGAUGAGCAAGGAAGACGUCCAAUUUGCCCACAAGGAGAUGAUUCAGAACUUGCUGACCAAAAAAAGGACUGGGAAAGCCAUGGAAGACAGGAAUGCGGAAGUUCAGAAGCGACAAAGUGUGUGGAACUCUGUCCAGCAAAAUUUUGAAGCACGGGAGGCUGUGAACAGGGAGAAAAGCGCAAUGUACGAGAAGCACCUCAAGAUUUGGCAGAAGAUAGUGCAGUACACGACUUGUGUCCACACACAUGGAAGCCAGAAGCCCCCAGGUGCCACGUGGAAAGAUUUUUGGGUUCAGGGCCUUGGUGCUGAAUGUGCAGGCGCUGAGUUUCCCAUGAUUUUUCAUCAGAAUGAAGAGGUUCUUCCAUUCUGUGAACUGCUCACCAAGCUGAUGGAGCAUGUCGGAACUUUGCACACAGAAACCAAAAAGUUCCAAUCACGGACCUUGAAGUUGUCAGACAGAACAAGAAAGAGAAAACAACAGCACGAUCGUCGACUGGACAGGGUUCAAAAGAAAUUUCAGAAAACAAUGGGCACUGAUGAUGAAGCAAAGAAAGAGGCCAUGAAGAAACGGAGGAGGCAACUCUACCAUAUCAAGCGCCGUGACACUCUGCCCAAGUCCAAGAAAAGAGCUGGUCUCAAGAAGGUGGCUGAAGAGCAUGUGGCUGCACCGCCCGACAAGCCCCGGAGACUGAUAUUCAUCAGCGACAAAAUGAGGGUGGUGAGGUUCUACCAGCAGCUUGUCAAGGAGAAGGAGGCUGCGUCCAAGAUCUUGGCAAAGCAAAUGUCCUCCUGUGUGACCUGGUCUGAACGAGAGCAGCUCCGCGACCAAAAGAAGGAUGCCAAGAAGAUUUGCCGGAGAAACUUGCAGGACGUUUGCCGUCGCACCUUUCCUGAUAUAGUCGGGAAAGCUCAAGUCAGGAAAUGGGUCCUGACCGCUGAGAUUGAAGGGUGGGCUGAUCUUCCACAGCAGCUACAGGCUUCAUCAGUGUCCACUUCAAAUGGAUGGAGGCAGAAGUAUGGGGCAAAGCUCAAGGGCAGAGGAGGAGAGUCUGGAUCGGUACCCAUGUCCAUCAUGCGCGAACUGGACCAGCUACUAAUGAAGCACAGUCAGGGCUACUCUGAGGUCAGCGAACGGCGUGAAAUUGUGGCAACAGCAGCUGGUUUGGUCAACGAUUGGAAUUCCUGCUUGGAAGAGAUGACGGAGGAGAUAAAGAAUCAGAAUGAGCAAAUGUUGUCCAAAUCGCACGAAGCAGCAAUGGCUGGACUGACUGCAUUGCCAAAGCCAUUGAAAGUACCAAGUGCUAGCUGGUGCCGAAUGUUCCAAAAGAAUUGGGGCUGGAGCCUGCUGUCUGCUGGCUCAGAGGCCCAAGCCUACUUGCCAUACGACCACGUGGACAUGGUGAUGAGCAGAAACCAUGUAAAAGACCUCUUCACCACUCAGGGCGUUCACCCAGGUCUACUGCUGAACUUCGAUCAAGUCCUGACAAGUUCUUGGUCGGACGGCAGCAAAGGCCCGCUGGCCUUCUGCAUCCCAGAAGGGGCCAUGACUGCACAAGAAAUACAGAAAUGGAACCAGGAGCACGAGGUGCGGCAUUUUAUCAUAAACAGUCACAGUGAGAUGUGCCAGAGGUUUGGCCUGGACAUCAACGACGAGUCUGCUCUGUGUGGGUUCAUCUGUGAUGCAUGGACGGGUACCUACGCGGAAUCACGUGGAGAGGCACCCCGCAGGAAUGCCUUCUACACGAGCCAUCGGGUGCUUCCACCCAGGAAGCAGCCCGGUGGGUGGAGCAGUCAUGGACAGCCCGUGGAUCAGUUGCAUGGUUGCUUUCGACGUGAAAUUCGCGCCAGAGAUGUUGCUGCCGCUGGAAUGUAUUCAGAUUUGAGGACCCGCCCAGAAUUCCACGAGCUUGAUGUUCGACCAUCAGGGCAGCUGUCCUACGCUGUCAGAAGCUGGGGUGAGAUCCUUCAGCUCACUCUGGAUGCCUGGAAUAGCUUGGAUCCUAAGGUUCACCAAGCUGCAUGGCUCGCAUGCGGUUACAUGGAUCCAGACCACUUCCGUCAGUUCACCAGCGGUGACUUCACCCCGUUGGAGAUGAAAGAAGUGAAGGAUGAAACCGAGACUUGGCUUGCUUUGCCUUAUGAGAUUGCCUCAGCAUUUGUGCGCACUCUCAUGCUUCACAUUCAGAAGCUGAAGGAAGCAUACACCACUUGGCAAGAGUCCGGGACAAAGAAAGCCGAAGAUGCCUACGUGAGCCUGAAAGAAGUGCAGAGGUACAUUGUUCUCAACCACAAGACCGGCCAAAUGGCCACACAGGAAUGGCUGGCCAAAAACGUGGCCGUGUCAGACGGGGUGCCUACUUUCAAGACGAAGAGCAAAGGAACGAUCAUGACUUUGGGUUUCAGGGUGCUGGGGUCUGAUGUUGACCUGACACUGCGACUUGGUGCUGGGAAGCCUGCGCUUAAAGUCCGAUGCUUUGAGUUCAAGACGGGCCUGGUUUCUACUAAGAUGGCAAGCUUGUAUGAUGGGUACAGCCACUUUGUUUCAGACUUUGAGUCGCAGCAAGGCAGUGAUGCUGCUGAUGAUGAAAGCAGCGACGACAUGAUCUAUGAUUCCCACGGGCUUGAAG
Molecule: messenger RNA, 2863 nt
Organism: Durusdinium trenchii
Lineage: Eukaryota; Dinophyceae; Suessiales; Symbiodiniaceae
Source: the annotation of a GenBank genome assembly